GUUAAGUAGUCCGAGCAUCAUUUCAAACCAGCGCUUACAGGGACAUUUUCUCUCUUAUUCCUCUUUUUUCAAUUCUCUCCCCGUCCGGACUGUUUUAGAUGAAUUUUUGUUUUUUUUGUCAAGAGAGGCGCCUAACAACACAACGCUCCCGCGCUCCAGUGAUCGCAACCAUGGAAGCGCCAUCCCGCGUCCGGCGCGACAUACCGGCCGACUACACGGUGCCUCCGUUUCCGUCGCUCUUCUGGCCGCCGCAGUCGGCCAAGAUCAUCCUCUACGAGCUCGACGAGAUGUGGAAGUUCACCCUCUUCUGGACCUUGAUCCUCUACGGCCUCUUCCAUCUGGGCGCCGUCGGCGUGGCCAUGCUGAUGCAGGGCGGCAAGCGCAUGUCCAGCUGGAAGUAUCUCUGGCUAGUCCCCCUGGUCUACGCCCUCAUUGCCGGCGCCGAGGCCCUAAUUGCCGGCACCCUCGUGGGCUUGAUAGUGGGCGCGAGCUACCUCGUCGGCGGGUUCUACAUGUCGACCUGGAUCCCAUUCGUCUGGGGCUGGGUCAACGUCCUUGUUCUCAUUGUCUCUUCGUUUAGGAUCCAGGGCGGUCUGUGACUGUCGACCUCUCGCUCCGUACUCCGUACAGCGUACUCACAUGCUCUCCCGAGGGAUUCGGAACACCCGUUCUGUGUAUGAACGGCUCGUGAAUUGGAUGGUUGCCAUCCGUGCCAAUCGCCCGAAGCAAGGGAUC
Messenger RNA from Thermothelomyces thermophilus ATCC 42464, 735 nucleotides. RefSeq lists its product as uncharacterized. The transcript is spliced from 3 exons. The record is from RefSeq and is a predicted model, not a curated record. The coding region runs from base 171 to 599 and encodes 142 amino acids. NCBI's taxonomy places the organism in Eukaryota, Fungi, Ascomycota, Sordariomycetes, Sordariales, Chaetomiaceae.